UUUAGCAAAUAACGUUAAAUUAGAACUUGUAGCUUCCUUCAUUUUAUCUAUCAACCGAUAUAAUAUCAAAGAGUGAAGUUGCAGAGAUAACAGAAAAGAUAGUAGAGCUAUAUAUAAGCAGUAUAAUUUUAUUUAUCAUUAGUAAUAUGUAAAGUUAAUGUGGUCGAUAAAAGAAAGAAAGAAAUUAUUGGGUGCCCUGGACGCUACGUAAAUAUAAACGAAACUAUUGUUUGGCGAUUUGAUAAUAUUCGAAUCCUCCAUGAUGAAGCUGUCGAUCUCCCUCUCGAUAGUGUUAAUUUUCUCGCCGUUGAUUGUAGUUGGAAAUAUUAUUCCGAUCGACUACGAAACGAUCGUGAAUGAGAUUUGCGAAAACGAAACUUUAACAUUAUACUUCAGUAGUUCUACACGGUUUAAUGAAAACAGUAUUGUUUCUCCUACUCUAAAAUGUAUCGUCAUAAAAGGUAACGUUCCUGAAUGGAAGAAUGGAGUUUUCAAAAACGUGCCAAAUUUGAAAUUCCUUGACCUCAGUAAUAAUGAUAUCUCUUCGGGAAAUUUAUUCGCUUUUGGUAAUCUUUCAAACGUGAAAAUACUAAAUCUCAGCAAUCAAACUACCUACUACUCAAAUUAUGUAAGCGUAGACAGCGUGUAUCCUGAACUUGAAUAUUUGAAUUUAAGACGUGCUCGCGUAGAAGACUUAAGAUCGUCAUGGGAUAAUCCAUUUCCAAAACUGAAAUAUUUGGACUUAUCAAAUAAUGCAAUACAAUCCAGACAGUCUUUGUCGAUACAAAUGCUCUCCACAUUAAUGCACAUUGAUCUGAGUGACAACGGGAUUUAUCAAUUUUCAUUUAAACAAAUGAAAAAUCUGUUGUCGUUAACGUUAGAUCGUAACAAAAUUAAGAAUCUUCAGUCAUAUAUGGGUGUUGAUCUGACAGGGUUGGAAAAGUUGGAGAAACUGUCGCUAGCGUACAAUCAGAUCUCGUACAUUAACAAUGACGCAUUUGAAGCAAUGUCCAACCUUCGGUAUUUGAACCUUUCUGGCAAUACUUUAUCGACUUUUAAUUUCGAUAUGCUUAAAACAGUGAAAUCUCUAGAUGUUCUUAUACUAGAUGAUAAUUCGUUGGAUAGUGUUCCCAUAACAACGCCUCUAAACAUAACUCAACUCUCGUUAAAUCGCAACAAUAUACGUUAUUUAGCGAUUAACACCUUUUUCUAUCUGCACGGCUUAACAAAGCUAUUUAUAGGCGAGAAUGAAAUCCAGAGCAUGCAGGUGGACACGUUUCAGAGUCAAGCGAUGUUAGAAGAGCUACAUCUGAAUGACAACCAAUUAAGUUAUUUACCAGAAGGUUGGUGUAAUUCCAUGAAAAUGUUGCGAUAUCUAAAUUUGGCGGGGAAUAAAUUCGCUUUGUUGGAAUCAGUGAUUUACUCUUCUGAUUUGCCCUUGCAACACCUACACUUUGAACGAAACCCUCUUACGUACAUUAAUGGCAGUUUAUUUCGACUGAUACCAGUAAAUAUGACGAUUUAUUUAAACGUUAAUGUAACAUCUCAGAAUACAUCAUCUGUACAUAACAGGAAAAAACUACUUGGCUACUACUAGUGGUAGAUAGAGUGUAGUAUUGAGGUAUGGACAUCUACUACAGGACCAUGUAUUGAAUGAUUUGUAAUCUAAGAAUCUACUGUAUAAAUAAACAUAUUGUAAUUCCUUGAUAAAACGA
Molecule: messenger RNA, 1715 nt
Organism: Bombus pyrosoma
Lineage: Eukaryota; Metazoa; Arthropoda; Insecta; Hymenoptera; Apidae
Product: insulin-like growth factor-binding protein complex acid labile subunit
Exons: 2
Coding region: 260-1597 (445 amino acids)
Molecular function (GO): protein binding
Source: RefSeq, a predicted model, not a curated record